Molecule: messenger RNA, 513 nt
Organism: Cetraspora pellucida
Lineage: Eukaryota; Fungi; Glomeromycota; Glomeromycetes; Diversisporales; Gigasporaceae
Source: the annotation of a GenBank genome assembly
AUGUUAUAUUGUGUAUUUGCCAUGGAUGAGGUAAAACCUUCGAAAAAAUACCAGGGAGAUAAAGAUGCACUAGCAUGGCCUUUUCGUAUCAUGAUGGCAGGGGCUAGCAAUUCAGAUGUCACAUUUUCUACACUAUCUUCUGAUAAAAUCCCAGAUUUCAAAAAGUUUAAUGCUAAAAGAAGUACAUUAGCGAUAUUUGAAGUGCUUUACUCUGAUUCCCCAGCUAUACAGAAAAAAAUUAUUCCAUUUUUCACUCGAGUUCGUCAUGAGAAUAUUUCCUCAAUUUAUGUUGCUCAGAAAUUCUACAAAAUCUCAAUAAAUAUUCACGAAAAUGCUACUCACAUUGUUCUCUUUAAUGCUUCAAAAAUUAUUGACGGUUAUUUGAGGCAAAAAGAGUUUAUAGUUAUAGAUCUGAAUAAACCCAGAAUUAAGUCUUUCUUACUUCGAUGGAACACUCCUCUUGAUCUAGAAAAGGAGAUCAAGGGAUUAAAAGAUAAAAAACAUUCUGCCUAA